Molecule: messenger RNA, 3615 nt
Organism: Postia placenta MAD-698-R-SB12
Lineage: Eukaryota; Fungi; Basidiomycota; Agaricomycetes; Polyporales; Adustoporiaceae
Exons: 7
Coding region: 1-3504 (1167 amino acids)
Biological process (GO): spliceosomal complex disassembly; mRNA splicing, via spliceosome
Cellular component (GO): intracellular anatomical structure; catalytic step 2 spliceosome
Molecular function (GO): RNA helicase activity; RNA binding; ATP binding
Source: RefSeq, a predicted model, not a curated record
AUGGCUGAUGCUGACCUCUACAACCUCGAAUUUCUGUCUCUCGUCGCUAAAAUCACUCAGGAAAUAGACAACCAUACUGGUAUUAACGACAAGACACUCGCCGAGUUCGUUAUCUCCCUACAUGAUGAAUCAAAGACGUUACCGGAGUUCAAGCAGCAGCUAAAGGGCGUGGGCGCAAACUUUCCCGAGUCGUUCGUGGAGAAUGUAGAUCGUCUCAUCUUGAGCAUGCACCCGAAGCACAAGAAAAAGUCAGAUUCGGGAAAGGAGAAUGUCGCAGCGGAGACGGAGAGCACUCUCGACGAAGUAGACAAGCAGAAGCGUAUUUUCCCCGGUCUCGCUCUCAAGGACCAGGACUGGCAGCCGAGCGUCACUAAAGACGCAAUAAUGAAGGAAGUGGACGACAUGAUGUCUCAGUUUGAGGGUGCCGCGAAGAGGGCGAGGCCAAAAACUCCGGAAAACGAUCGUUCCCCCAAGCGACAACGACGGUCUCGCUCACGUUCUCCUCCACCACGACGGCGCAGUCCGAGUCCUCGCGGGAGAAGCUACGGAGACAGAUAUGACGAUCGUCGUGGGAGGAACGGCGACCGUGCGCGCCCUCUUGACGAGCGGCCCGUGCUGUUCAAGAUCUACAAUGGCCGGGUCAAUGGUAUGAAGGAGUUUGGUGCCUUCGUCCAGCUUGAGGGUGUUGUAGGCCGUGUGGAAGGCAUGGUCCAUGUAUCGAAUAUUCAGCAAGGAGCGCGGACUAACUCGGCUGCGGACUUGCUCACCCGAGGACAGUCCGUCAAGGUGAAGGUCAUGAGUGUGGCGGGGACUAGGGUUGGCCUCUCCAUGAAGGAUGUAGACCAAGCCACUGGCCGAGAUCUUACGCCUCAUCUACGUAUCAAGUCCGAGGCAGAGCUUGCGGAGGAGGAUUCAAAACGGUCUGCUCGCGGUGCAAACGCUGUUCCGCUCAACUCGCGCGGGAAUGGAAAGGAGGAAGUCGUGCGCUCAGCGAAGCGUCUGACCUCCCCAGAGCGGUGGGAGAUCAAACAGCUCAUCUCGUCUGGCGCUAUCGAUGCGUCAGAAUACCCUGACCUUGACGAGGACUUCGCUAAUCCUAUGGCGCGCGCCGAGGUUGAAGAGGAGCUUGACGUCGAGAUUCGUGAGGAGGAGCCGCCUUUCCUUGCAGGGCAGACGAAGAAGACCCUCGACCUCAGCCCUGUCAAGAUAGUAAAGGCUCCCGACGGCUCGCUGAAUCGUGCCGCUCUUGCAGGGGCUUCCCUCGCCAAAGAGCGAAGGGAGUUGCGGCAGCAAGAAGCUAACGAGCAAGCCGACUCCGAAGCCCGUGACUUCAGCGCGCCUUGGCUUGAUCCUAUGUCGAAGGAGUCGGAUCGUAUUUUUGCACAGGAUCUUCGGGGGAAUAUUCGUGGACAGAAGGCCGGAGAGCAGCCGAAAUGGAAGGAAGCCACGUUCAACAAGGCGACUACCUUCGGUGAGAUCACGUCUCUUGGCAUCCAGGAACAGCGGAAGAGCUUGCCAAUUUUCAAGUUGCGCGACGCAUUACUCCAAGCCAUAGGGGAGCAUCAAGUUCUUAUCGUCGUCGGCGACACUGGCUCGGGUAAGACUACACAAAUGACCCAGUACCUCGCUGAGGCCGGUUUCGCGGAUAAGGGCAAGAUCGGCUGCACACAGCCUCGACGUGUUGCUGCCAUGUCCGUCGCGAAGCGUGUCGCUGAAGAGGUCGGUUGUCGCCUUGGGCAGGAGGUCGGAUACACGAUCCGUUUCGAGGAUUGCACAGGCCCCGAGACGAGGAUCAAGUACAUGACGGAUGGUAUGCUCCAGCGAGAGUGCUUGAUCGACCCCGAUGUCUCUGCUUACUCUGUCAUCAUGCUCGACGAGGCUCACGAGCGGACUAUCGCUACCGACGUUCUAUUUGGUUUGUUGAAGAAGGCAAUUAAACGACGUCCAGACCUGAAGCUGAUCGUCACUUCAGCAACCCUCGACGCCGAGAAGUUCUCUAAGUACUUCUUUGGCUGCCCUAUUUUCACCAUCCCCGGUCGCACAUACCCCGUCGAAGUCCUCUAUACCAAGGAGCCAGAGACGGACUACCUGGACGCUUCGCUCAUCACCGUUAUGCAAAUCCACUUGUCGGAGCCUCCCGGCGAUGUCCUUCUGUUCCUGACUGGUCAGGAGGAGAUUGACACAGCAUGCGAGAUUCUCUACGAGCGAAUGAAAGCGCUAGGUCCUAAGGUUCCGGAACUCAUGAUUCUCCCCAUCUAUUCCGCCCUUCCAUCGGAAGUCCAGUCCCGAGUAUUCGAGCCGACGCCACCGGGUGCGCGCAAGGUUGUGGUGGCGACAAAUGUUGCGGAAACUAGUCUCACUAUUCCCGGAAUUUACUACGUUAUCGACCCUGGCUUCUCGAAGCAGAAUGCAUACGAUCCUCGUCUAGGAAUGGACUCGCUCAUCGUUAUGCCGAUCUCGCAGGCGCAAGCGCGACAGCGUGCUGGCCGGGCUGGCCGCACGGGACCCGGAAAGUGCUAUCGGCUCUACACUGAAGCCGCCUUCCGUAACGAGAUGUUGCCGAAUUCUAUCCCGGAUAUCCAGAGGACGAAUCUGGCGUCUACAAUUCUAAUGCUGAAGGCGAUGGGCAUCAACGACUUGCUCAGUUUCGACUUCAUGGACCCACCUCCCGCCCAAACAAUGCUGACAGCGCUCGAAUCGCUCUAUGCGCUCUCGGCAUUGGACGAUGAGGGCCUGCUGACGAGGCUCGGUCGCAAGAUGGCGGAUUUCCCGAUGGAUCCCCCGCUCGCGAAAAUGUUAAUCGCGUCCGUCGAGUUGGGCUGCUCGGAAGAAAUCCUGUCAAUUGUGGCGAUGCUCUCGGUUCAGAGCGUGUUCUAUCGCCCCAAGGAGAAGCAAGGACAGGCGGAUUCCAAAAAGGCGAAGUUCCAUCAGCCGGAGGGUGACCAUCUUACACUGCUGACCGUGUACAACGGCUGGAAAGCGAGCAAUUUCUCGAAUCCUUGGUGCUACGAGAAUUUCAUACAGGCGAGAAGUAUGCGGCGGGCGCAAGAUGUCCGAAAGCAGUUGCUGGGUAUAAUGGACCGUUAUAAGCACGAUAUCAUCUCCGCGGGACGAGACUAUAACUGCGUUCGCAAAGCUAUCUGCUCUGGCUUCUUCCGUAACGCAGCAAAGAAAGACCCGCAGGAAGGUUACAAGACGCUCGUAGAAGGCACUCCGGUGUAUAUUCACCCGUCGUCAGCGCUCUUCAACCGCAAUCCGGAGUGGUGCAUAUACCAUGAGCUAAUCCUCACGACGCGAGAGUACUGUCACAACGUCACGGCCGUCGAGCCCAAGUGGUUGGUGGAAGUGGCUCCACAGUUCUUCAAGGUUGCCGACGCAAACAAAAUCAGUAAACGCAAGAAGCAAGAAAAGAUUGAGCCUCUGUUCAACAAGUACGAGAAACCAGACGAAUGGCGAUUGUCGAAAGUCAAACGAAGUGCUCGCUCGAGUCAAACCUUUGGAUAGACCAGGAAUGCGGACAAUGCUUGUCGUGUAUUGUAUUGCUACAUGUUUUAUCAUACUCGCUGUCAUCUGUAUUCAUACAUAAUCUGUUAUAUUAAUGCGCAACGUCACUGG